Molecule: messenger RNA, 1630 nt
Organism: Quercus robur (English oak)
Lineage: Eukaryota; Viridiplantae; Streptophyta; Magnoliopsida; Fagales; Fagaceae
Product: peptidyl-prolyl cis-trans isomerase CYP40-like
Exons: 10
Coding region: 226-1311 (361 amino acids)
Biological process (GO): protein peptidyl-prolyl isomerization
Molecular function (GO): peptidyl-prolyl cis-trans isomerase activity; protein binding
Source: RefSeq, a predicted model, not a curated record
GGCCACGAUGCGCACCACCGCGUAUCUUAGCAAUAAUAGCCCCUGAGAGUAGUUGAGACUUGAGAUUCUACUACGGUACGGUGCUUAUUUAUUAGUAUUAUAGAGUGAGCGGCGGUGGUAGAGACAAUAGUUAUUGUGACUUUGUGUGAUCAUCGACGAAGACUAGAGUUCAAAAAUUAAAAAAGAGAGCGGGACUUAGGGUUUUAGAGAGAGAGACAGAGAGAAAUGGCGAACCCUCGGUGCUACCUAGACAUAAGCAUAGGAGGAGAGGUAGAAGGAAGGAUAGUGAUAGAGCUGUACAAGGAUGUGGUUCCCAAAACCGCCGAGAAUUUCAGGGCUCUCUGUACCGGCGAAAAAGGCAUUGGUCCUCACACCGGUGUUCCUCUUCACUACAAGGGGGGUCGUUUUCAUCGCAUCAUCAAAGGGUUUAUGAUCCAAGGUGGAGACAUAUCCGCUGGGGAUGGUACUGGAGGAGAAUCGAUUUAUGGCUUGAAAUUUGAAGAUGAAAACUUUGAGUUGAAACAUGAGAGAAAAGGCAUGCUAUCUAUGGCUAACUCGGGACCUAACACCAAUGGAUCCCAGUUCUUUAUUACUACAACUCGCACGUCUCAUCUAGAUGGAAAACAUGUUGUAUUUGGGAGGGUAAUCAAAGGAAUGGGAGUGGUUCGUUCGGCUGAGCACGUUACUACUGAAGAGGGUGAUAUUCCUUCUCAAGAUGUUGUAAUUGUGGAUUGUGGAGAGAUUCCUGAGGGGGCAGAUGAUGGAAUAUCUAACUUCUUUAAAGACGGUGAUUCUUAUGCGGAUUGGCCAGCUGACCUUGACACCAAACCAGAUGAAAUUUCUUGGUGGAUGAAGGCUGUAGAGGACAUCAAGAUUUUUGGAAAUGAGUAUUACAAGAAGCAAGACCAUAAAACGGCUCUUAGAAAGUACCGUAAAGCUUUGCGCUACUUGGAUGUAUGUUGGGAAAAGGAUGACAUUGAUGAAGAGAAGAGUUCCUCCUUGCGGAAGACAAAGUCUCAGAUAUUUACAAACAGUUCUGCCUGUAAACUGAAAUUAGGAGAUCUAAAAGGAGCAUUAUUGGACACAGACUUUGCAAUGCGUGAUGGAGAAGAUAAUGUGAAAGCUUUGUUUCGCCAAGGCCAGGCAUAUAUGGCAUUAAAUGACAUAGACUCUGCAGUUGAAAGCUUCAAGAAGGCAUCAGAAUUGGAGCCAAAUGAUGGAGGAAUAAAGAAAGAGCUUGCUGCUGCACGGAAGAAGAUUGCUGAUAGACGUGAUCAGGAAAAGAAAGCUUACUCUAGAAUGUUCCAAUAGAGUUCUGGCCACAAUCUGUCUCCCUUUUGUCUGGAAGGUUUGGCUUUGAAUUGAUGGGCAUUUGUUAGGUUAUAUAGUCAGCUGGUUCAGGCUUUUUUGUUUGCAGAUAUUGAUUGGCUUUAGGAAAUGUCAGGCUUUGUUGGAGGACAAGAAUGGGUUGCCCGAUCUUCUGAGGAGACAAAUUACAAAUUAGAAAACUCUAGCUUGAACCAAUUUUUGUGAUUUUGUCAAACUAGACUUAUAGCACAUUAUUGCUUGCUUGAACCAUAAUGCUACAUACAAUAUUCAUCUGAAUCAUCCAAAAAAUCUUGUUAUUUUU